This is a messenger RNA of Spodoptera exigua (beet armyworm), 1089 nucleotides long. Lineage: Eukaryota; Metazoa; Arthropoda; Insecta; Lepidoptera; Noctuidae. The record is from the annotation of a GenBank genome assembly.
AUGCCUCCUUCUCAACCUCAAGAAAAGCCACGUCGACUUCUGGACUAUCGCUCUUGGCUCUGUAUGCAGCCGGCUAGCUGGGCUAAACCUCAGCCCUCAAAAUUUCUACCGCGAAAACCGAAGCGAGUAAGGACCGGUUUUACCACGUCGCAACUGAAUGAGCUGGAGACAGAAUACGCAAAAUACCGCUUCCUCAGCCAACCUCGACGAAUGCAGCUGGCAAACAGACUACAGCUCAAGGAACAUACAAUAAAGAUAUGGUUCCAAAACCGGCGCAUGAAAGAAAAAAGGGAGCUUGCGGAGGCUCAAGAAUCCUUUGGAGAUGUUUAUGAAGCAGUGCCGCAGCCGAUGCUUUACUACACGAACGUGGCGCAAACAUAUCCAGUUGAAAAUGUACCGUCUGUUCAAAAUUGCACAUCGGAAGAUUAUGAUUAUUCCCAUUACAUGCAUGGGAACAAUGAGCUCUUUGUUUCCCCAAGCAAUGUGCAGGAAUCGCCUGAACCACAUGUUCUGCCUCAUACUCAAACGGAAAUUACUUCAUUGGGGUCUACUAAAGAAGAAAUUAUUCAGAACCUGUUCCUCAUUGAACAGCAGUACAUGGCAAGGCACACAGUUCCGAGUCCAACUGAAGAUGAACAUUCCUCACCUUAUUUCAAUCCGGAGCGAUCAUGUAUGUAUGGGGAUACGACUCCAUUUGCCAGUAUCCCUGAACAACAUGACCAUUCUAAAUGCAUAGCUUAUCCCGAUUCAGAAGAAAAUCUGUCUAUAGAAGAACAGCUAAUUCCGCUACUAGAUUCUCAAGAAGUUACUACAUUGGGGUAUACUAAAGAAGAAAUCAUUCGGAACUUAUUUCUCCUUGAACAGCAGUACAAGACAAGGCAAACAGGUCUAGCUGCACCAACGGAUAAUGUGCCGUCCCCACAACAUUUCAUUUCGGACCCAUCGCGUGUAUAUGAGGAUAAGGUUCAUUUAGAAACGGAAGGACGACCGCCUGCAGCAGUACAGCCGACUGAACAUAUUCCUGGAGACCUCAUCGACGUGCCGUGUUCAACGUAUUUUGAAGAUGUGGAUAUCAAUAAUUAUUUUUAA